GCUGGGGGGGCGCGCGAGCCGGCGCGAGGGGAGCGCGAGCCGCAGUGAGUGUCCUCGCGCCGCCCGCCCGGCAGCCCGGCCGGCGCGCGCACGCCGCGAGCCGCUGGCGCUCGGGCUCCGCUCGAAUCCCAUGCAACAGCCAGGAUGUGAAGCGGGGCAGAGCCGGGGGAGCCCAGCCCAGCCAGCCUCCAGACGCUGCCCCGACUGACGCUUGGCUUGAGGCCUCUCUGUGAGGGACCGUGGGGGGGGGGCCAUCCCCCCUCCAGGGCCAGAGGUUGGAGGUUGCAGGUCACGGCCGAGCAUGGCGCCUGCCUGGUGCCAUGGUGUGGCAUCUGUGGUUGGUCCCAUGGGCCUCCUCGUGGUCCUGCUGGUAGGAGGCUGUGCCACAGAAGAGCCCCCCAGGUUCAUCAAAGAACCCAAGGACCAGAUUGGCGUGUCAGGGGGCGUGGCCUCCUUUGUGUGUCAGGCCACCGGAGAUCCCAAGCCACGCGUGACCUGGAACAAGAAGGGCAAGAAGGUCAAUUCGCAGCGCUUUGAGACGAUCGAGUUUGAUGGGAGUGCAGGGGCCGUGCUGAGGAUCCAGCCACUCCGGACACCCCGGGAUGAGAAUGUGUACGAGUGUGUGGCCCAGAACUCAGUCGGGGAGAUCACUGUCCAUGCCAAGCUCACUGUCCUCCGAGAGGACCAGCUGCCCCCUGGUUUCCCCAACAUCGACAUGGGCCCCCAGCUGAAGGUGGUAGAGCGGACACGGACAGCUACCAUGCUCUGUGCUGCGAGUGGCAACCCUGACCCCGAGAUCACCUGGUUCAAGGACUUCUUGCCCGUGGACCCCAGUGCCAGCGAUGGACGGAUCAAGCAGCUGCGGUCAGGAGCCCUGCAGAUUGAGAGCAGCGAGGAGACCGACCAGGGCAAAUACGAGUGUGUGGCGACCAACAGCGCUGGCGUGCGCUACUCCUCACCCGCCAAUCUCUACGUGCGAGAGCUUCGAGAAGUCCGCCGCGUGGCUCCACGGUUCUCCAUCUUGCCCAUGAGCCACGAGAUCAUGCCAGGUGGCAACGUGAACAUCACCUGCGUGGCCGUGGGCUCGCCCAUGCCAUACGUCAAGUGGAUGCAGGGGGCCGAGGACCUGACGCCUGAAGAUGACAUGCCCGUGGGCCGGAACGUGCUGGAACUCACAGAUGUCAAGGACUCUGCCAACUACACGUGUGUGGCCAUGUCCAGCCUGGGCGUCAUCGAGGCCGUGGCCCAGAUCACGGUGAAAUCUCUCCCCAAAGCCCCUGGGACCCCUGUGGUGACAGAGAACACAGCCACCAGCAUCACCAUCACGUGGGACUCUGGCAACCCAGACCCCGUGUCCUACUACGUCAUCGAAUAUAAAUCCAAGAGCCAGGACGGGCCAUACCAGAUCAAAGAGGACAUCACCACGACGCGUUACAGCAUUGGCGGCCUGAGCCCCAAUUCGGAGUAUGAGAUCUGGGUGUCGGCCGUCAACUCCAUCGGCCAGGGUCCGCCCAGCGAGUCGGUGGUCACCCGCACUGGCGAGCAGGCCCCUGCCAGCGCGCCCCGAAACGUGCAGGCCCGCAUGCUCAGCGCCACCACCAUGAUCAUCCAGUGGGAGGAACCCGUGGAACCCAACGGCCUGAUCCGGGGCUACCGGGUCUACUACACCAUGGAGCCCGAGCACCCCGUGGGCAACUGGCAGAAGCACAACGUGGACGACAGCCUGCUGACCACCGUGGGCAGCCUGCUGGAGGAUGAGACAUACACCGUGCGCGUGCUGGCCUUCACCUCCGUAGGCGAUGGGCCCCUCUCGGACCCCAUCCAGGUCAAGACACAACAGGGAGUGCCUGGCCAGCCCAUGAACUUCCGGGCCGAGGCCAAGUCGGAGACGAGUAUUGGGCUCUCGUGGAGCCCCCCGCGGCAGGAGAGCAUCAUCAAGUAUGAGCUCCUCUUCCGGGAAGGCGACCACGGCAGAGAGGUCGGGAGGACCUUCGACCCGGCCACGGCCUUCGUGGUGGACGACCUCAAGCCCAACACCGAAUACGCCUUCCGCCUGGCGGCGCGCUCCCCGCAAGGCCUGGGCGCCUUCACCUCGGUGGUGCGGCAGCGCACGCUGCAGUCCAAACCGUCAGCCCCCCCUCAAGACGUUAAAUGUGUCAGCACGCGCUCCACGGCCAUUUUGGUAAGUUGGCGCCCGCCGCCACCGGACACGCACAACGGGGCCCUGGUGAGCUAUAGCGUCCGCUACCGACCGCUGGGCUCAGAGGACCCGCAACCCAAGGAGGUGAACGGCAUCCCCCCGACCACCACCCAGAUCCUGCUGGAGGCCUUGGACAAGUGGACGGAGUACCGCAUCACCGCCGUCGCUCACACAGAGGUGGGACCAGGGCCCGAGAGCUCGCCCGUGGUCAUCCGCACCGACGAGGACGUGCCCAGCGCGCCGCCGCGGAAGGUGGAGGCGGAGGCGCUCAACGCCACGGCUAUUCGCGUGCUGUGGCGCUCACCCGCGCCCGGUCGGCAGCACGGCCAGAUCCGCGGCUACCAGGUCCACUACGUGCGCAUGGAGGGCGCUGAGGCCCGAGGGCCGCCGCGCAUCAAGGACAUCAUGCUGGCCGAUGCCCAGUGGGAGACGGACGACACGGCCGAAUAUGAGAUGACCGUCACAAACCUGCAGCCUGAGACCGCCUAUUCCAUCACGGUAGCCGCCUACACCAUGAAAGGCGAUGGCGCUCGCAGUAAACCCAAGGUGGUAGUGACCAAGGGAGCAGUGCUGGGCCGCCCCACCCUGUCGGUGCAGCAGACCCCCGAGGGCAGCCUGCUGGCACGCUGGGAGCCCCCGGCCGGCACCGCCGAGGACCAGGUGCUGGGCUAUCGCCUGCAGUUCGGCCGCGAGGACUCAUCGCCCCUGGCCACACUGGAGUUCCCGCCCACCGAGGACCACUACACUGCGUCGGGCGUGCACAAGGGCGCCACGUACGUGUUCCGGCUGGCGGCCCGGAGCCGAGGCGGCCUGGGCGAGGAGGCAGCCGAGGUCCUGAGCAUCCCCGAGGACACGCCCCACGGCCACCCACAGAUCCUCGAGGCGGCCGGCAACGCCUCCGCCGGCACAGUCCUGCUCCGCUGGCUGCCGCCAGUGCCCGCCGAGCGCAACGGGGCCAUUGUCAAGUAUACAGUGGCUGUGCGGGAGGCCGGCGCCCUGGGCCCCGCCCGAGAGACCGAGCUGCCCGCGGCGGCCGAGCCGGGCGCCGAGAACGUGCUCACGCUGCAGGGCCUCAAGCCCGACACGGCCUAUGACCUCCAAGUGCGGGCCCACACGCGCCGCGGCCCCGGCCCUUACAGCCCCCCCGUCCGCUACCGGACGUUCCUGCGGGACCAAGUCUCGCCCAAGAACUUCAAGGUGAAGAUGAUCAUGAAGACGGCGGUUUUGCUCAGCUGGGAGUUCCCCGACAGCUACCACUCGCCCACGCCCUACAAGAUCCAGUACAAUGGGCUCACGCUGGACGUGGACGGCCGCACCACCAAGAAGCUCAUCACGCACCUCAAGCCCAACACCUUUUACAACUUCGUGCUGACCAACCGCGGCAGCAGCCUGGGUGGCCUCCAGCAGACGGUCACUGCCUGGACCGCCUUCAACCUGCUCAGCUCUAAGCCCAGCGUGACCCCCAAGCCUGACUCCGAAGGCUACAUUGUGGUGUAUCUGCCCGACGGCCAGAGCCCUGUGCCUGUCCAGAACUACUUCAUUGUGAUGGUGCCACUGCGUAAAUCUCGUGGUGGCCAGUUCCUGACCCCGCUGGGCAGCCCAGAGGAAAUGGACCUGGAGGAGCUGAUCCAGGAUAUCGCACGGCUGCAGAGGCGCAGCCUGCGGCACUCGCGCCAGCUGGAGGCGCCCCGGCCCUACAUCGCAGCUCGCUUCUCAGUGCUGCCACCCACCUUCCAUCCCGGCGACCAGAAGCAGUACGGUGGCUUUGACAACAGGGGCUUGGAGCCUGGCCACCGAUAUGUUCUCUUUGUGCUUGCUCUGCUGCAGAAGAGCGAACCCACAUUUGCGGCAAGCCCCUUCUCAGACCCCUUCCAGCUGGAUAACCCAGACCCGCAGCCCAUUGUGGACGGCGAGGAGGGGCUCAUCUGGGUGAUCGGGCCCGUGCUGGCUGUGGUCUUCAUCGUCUGCAUCGUUAUUGCCAUCUUGCUCUAUAAGAAUAAGCCUGACAGUAAACGCAAGGACUCAGAGCCCCGCACCAAAUGCCUACUGAACAACGCCGACCUCGCCCCCCACCACCCCAAGGACCCCGUGGAAAUGAGACGCAUUAACUUCCAGACGCCAGAUUCAGGCCUCAGCAGCCCCCUCAGGGAGCCGGGGUUUCACUUUGAAAGCAUGCUCAGCCACCCACCCAUCCCCAUCGCGGACAUGGCAGAGCACACAGAACGCCUCAAGGCCAACGAUAGCCUCAAGCUCUCCCAGGAGUACGAGUCCAUCGAUCCGGGCCAGCAGUUCACGUGGGAGCACUCCAACCUGGAAGUGAACAAGCCCAAAAACCGCUAUGCCAACGUCAUCGCCUAUGACCACUCUCGUGUCAUCCUCCAGCCCAUCGAAGGCAUCGUGGGCAGCGACUAUAUCAACGCCAACUACGUGGAUGGCUAUCGGCGGCAGAAUGCGUACAUUGCCACGCAGGGGCCGCUGCCCGAGACCUUCGGUGACUUCUGGCGUAUGGUGUGGGAGCAGCGCUCCGCUACCAUCGUUAUGAUGACACGGCUAGAGGAGAAAUCACGGAUCAAAUGUGAUCAGUACUGGCCCAACAGGGGCACGGAGACCUACGGCUUCAUCCAGGUCACCCUGCUGGACACCAUCGAGCUGGCCACGUUCUGCGUGCGGACGUUCUCCCUGCACAAGAACGGCUCCAGCGAGAAACGGGAAGUCCGGCAGUUCCAGUUCACGGCGUGGCCGGACCACGGGGUACCCGAGUACCCGACGCCCUUCCUGGCUUUCCUGCGGAGAGUCAAGACCUGCAACCCGCCGGACGCGGGUCCCAUCGUGGUCCACUGCAGCGCUGGUGUGGGCCGCACGGGCUGCUUCAUUGUCAUCGACGCCAUGCUUGAGCGGAUCAAGCCGGAGAAGACGGUGGACGUGUACGGCCACGUGACGCUCAUGCGGUCCCAGCGCAACUACAUGGUGCAGACCGAGGACCAGUACAGCUUCAUCCAUGAGGCCCUGCUGGAGGCCGUGGGCUGCGGCAACACGGAGGUGCCUGCCCGCAGCCUCUAUGCCUACAUCCAGAAGCUGACCCAGGUGGAGCCCGGCGAGCACGUCACCGGCAUGGAACUCGAGUUCAAGCGGCUGGCCAACUCCAAAGCCCACACAUCCCGCUUCAUCAGUGCCAAUCUGCCUUGUAACAAGUUCAAGAACCGCCUGGUCAACAUCAUGCCCUACGAGAGCACACGGGUCUGUCUGCAGCCCAUCCGGGGCGUGGAGGGCUCCGACUACAUUAACGCCAGCUUCAUCGAUGGCUACAGGCAGCAGAAGGCCUACAUCGCCACGCAGGGGCCGCUGGCGGAAACCACGGAGGACUUCUGGCGCAUGCUCUGGGAGAACAACUCAACCAUCGUGGUGAUGCUGACCAAGCUGCGGGAGAUGGGCCGGGAGAAAUGUCACCAGUACUGGCCGGCCGAGCGCUCCGCCCGCUACCAGUACUUCGUGGUGGAUCCGAUGGCGGAAUACAACAUGCCUCAGUACAUCCUGCGGGAGUUCAAGGUCACAGACGCCAGGGAUGGACAGUCCCGGACUGUCCGGCAGUUCCAGUUCACGGACUGGCCGGAACAGGGCGUGCCCAAGUCGGGGGAGGGCUUCAUAGACUUCAUCGGCCAAGUGCACAAGACCAAGGAACAGUUUGGCCAAGACGGCCCCAUCUCUGUCCACUGCAGCGCCGGCGUGGGCAGGACGGGCGUCUUCAUCACGCUCAGCAUCGUGCUGGAGCGGAUGCGGUACGAAGGCGUGGUGGACAUCUUCCAGACCGUGAAGAUGCUGCGGACCCAGAGGCCAGCCAUGGUGCAGAUGGAGGACGAGUACCAGUUCUGCUACCAGGCGGCUCUGGAGUACCUCGGGAGCUUUGACCACUAUGCAACCUAGAGCCUUGUCGGCCCGGCCCGACUCCAGCGGCCCCGACGCCUCCCGUGCCGGGCGGGCCCCGAGGCCUGGACCCCAGUGGCCGGGACAGGAGGCGGCGGCCGUGUUUCCGCAGGGUCUCCGGGAGCGACGCGGCCCCUCAAGCCCCCAACCCCCGCGUGGCCCCAGCCAACCCCCCCUGGACCGGCCGCCGCCUUCGCUACUCGGCACAUUCCUCAUUUCCUUCCAGAACGAGAUUCCAAAACGAGAGAUUCCGGGGUGGGGGGAGGGGGGAGGCGGUGAGCAAAAGGGGGUUCUUCCCCAGAACCGGAGAAGGGCGGGGGCUGUGAACUUGGCCCUCGUCCUUCCCCGGGGAGCCUUCCUGCCCCACAGCCUGGAGGGCGCCAGGGAUGGGGACCCGAUGCAGCUCUCUUUCGAACGCAGUGACAUUUCCUGUUUUUUUAAAUAGUGUAUUUUUUUUUCCUUUUUUUUUUUUUUUUUAAAGAAGAAACAAACGGGGAAAACAAAGAAGACUUGACAGUCAACGAAUUUAAAAGGAAAAACUUGGCUUAUUCCUAUUCUGUUCACAGACAGUCAGUCUAUUUUUUCACUGUAGCAGCCGUUCUCGUGUACCAGCUGUGUUGGCAGGCGUGCGCGGGCUUAAGCUUGCCCCUGUGGCUUGCUUUUUUUUUUUUUUUUCCUACCAUCUGAAGGUGUGCCUCACUCAAGAAUAGGACCUUUUGCUCCUGAUUUUUUUUUUUUUUUUUUUUUUUUUUUUUUUUUUGCUUCUUUUAUAAUGAAAUUCUCAGACAUAUCCAGGAGGGUGAGGGUGGAGAGCAGGGGGACUCGGGCCCACCAGCGUCAGGUCUCGAGCCCACGGGCUGGGCGCUGCCACAGAGGAGAUGGCAGCGACCCCCCCCUCCCCGCAGCCUCAGCCCCCAUCCCCCGGUCUCCUACCCCGAGGAGAAGGACUGAACAAAACGGGAGGUUCUCACUUCUUUGGGGAGAGAGAGGCCACGUGCUGCCCCAGAUCAGGGACCCUUUCCGCCCCCUGGGACCAUGGGGCAAGUUUUGGGGCAGAAGGAUGGGAUUCCCCCCCCCCCGCCCCCACCCCUGAGCAAGUAAGUUUUUCUCUUUGUACAAGAGCAGAUCUGCCGUUGCUUUCAACACUGUUUAUUCAAACGGAAGCAGCUGGGUGGUUUUCCCACCUCUGUGUAUGUAGAUAAAUCGACUUUGUAUUAAAGGAAGAUCGUCUGACCCCG
Molecule: messenger RNA, 7359 nt
Organism: Delphinapterus leucas (beluga whale)
Lineage: Eukaryota; Metazoa; Chordata; Mammalia; Artiodactyla; Monodontidae
Source: RefSeq, a predicted model, not a curated record